GUGUGUGCGCUGAACAAAUUGUCAAAUGCGCGUAUAGAGGCAAGACGCGAUUUGUCUGUAGAAAAACUUUGCUUAUCGAUUACGCACGUAACACAUUGCUUCAGCUAUAACCGUGAAAAUUUUUGAAAUAAAUGUGCUAACAAUACUGCUGCUGAAAGGAUAAUCGGAGGCAUGAUGCUGUAGUUGUGAGGGCAGAGAAACGCACAAAAGGAUUAUUGAAACAAAAGCUCCUCGCUGCAGGGCAGGAAGUGUCAGGGCGUAACGGAAGCAGUUAGUCCGACCAGACGACAGCGUCCGACUAGACAGCAGACAAACAUAUACCUAUAUAUACACACACAUACACGUAUACAAAUAUAUAAAUGAAUCCGUAUAAUGCAGCUGGUGGCGGUGGUGCGGCCAAUCCGUUUGGGGCGCCCGCCUCGAGCGUCGGCUACGGCCAGCCACAACAGCCGGGCAUGGGCUAUGGCUACGAGCAGCAGUCGACUGGGGGCUACGAUCAGGGCGGAGGAGCGGGCAUGGGUUACGGGCAGCCGCAGCAGGUGCCUGGCUAUGGACCACAGGGCGUCAGACCGCGCGUCGAUGUGGAGGCCACUGGUGAAGUGGAUCCCAGUUUAUAUCCGGAGGCCAAGGACUCAACGCACAAAGUACGCGGCGCUUCGGGCAUCAUAGAGAUGUUCUUUGGCGGCACGGAGCAGGAGCUGAUACCCGUGAAGAGUUUCUAUUUCUUCUUCUAUGCGGCCUUCGGCUCGCUCUUUCCACUGAUGGGCGUCUACUUCAAGCAGAUGGGCAUGAAUCCGGGCCAAUGCGGCAUCCUCGUCGGCAUGCGGCCCUUCGUCGAGUUUCUGUCGGCGCCCUUCUGGGGCUCCUAUGCGGAUCGCUGUCGCCAGGGCAAAAAGCUGUUGCUCGCCUCGCUCGCCUGCUGGGUGCUCUUCACCAUUCCGCUGAGCUUCAUCCGCCCGGAGGCGGUCAACUGCAUCGAGCGCCGCAAUGCCACCGACUUUGUGCUGACGUAUACGCGCACCAAGCGCGACACCUCCGCCAUGUACGAUCCGAGCAGCCAGCUGGAACUGGAGCAGGAGCUGGCCUACGACGAUGCCCAUGGCGACGAGACGGAGCACAGCCGGCACAAGAGAUCGCUGCUGCUGCCGCGCAUCGAUGCGGGCAUCUCGCCGGUGCACAUCAACUUCGUGAGCAACUACGAUGACAAGCAUCAUCGGGACUAUGUGACGCCCAUCUUCAGCUCCAUGGUCUACCGCACGCCGGACAUCCAGAAGGCGUUCUUCCUGCUGCUGCUGGUCAUUCUGAUUGGUGAGUUCUUCAGUGCUCCGGCCAUCACACUGGCCGACUCGGCGGUCAUCACGCUGCUCGGCGAGGAUGCGGAUAAGUACGGACAUCAGCGCAUGUUCGGCUCCUUGGGCUGGGGCAUCUCGAUGUUUCUGGUCGGCAUUGCCCUGGAUCACUCCACUUCCUUCUCGAAUCAUCCGUGCGGCGCCGGCAACAAGGAGAAGAACUACAACAUAUGCUUCUCCAUCUUCUCGGUGCUGAUGACGUGCGCCAUCAUCUCCGCCUCGAAGAUCACCUUCAAGUACGAGCCGGUGGACGAGAGCCAGCAGCAGGCGGCCGCUCAAUUCGUGGAUCCCAACAAGAAGGCCGAGGAGGAGUCCAUGAAUCAGCUGGCCGCCCAGCUCAACUUACCAUCACUGGCAGUGGGUAGUGGCAGCGCCGCUUCGGGUGCCUGCUCCGGUGGCUUGAGCAGCUUCACUGGCGCCGCCCAUCAGCCGCAGCCGCAUAUCGGCGCCGAGUCCAAGGUGUUCGCCCAGACGGCCAAGGAGUUGCCCGAAUGGGUGACUGUGCUGACACAUUUCAAGGAUCUGAAGACGGCCUCAUUUCUGUUUGUCGCCUGGUUCAUGGGCUUCGGCAUUGGUCUGAUCUUCACCUUUCUGUUCUGGCAUCUGCAGGACUAUGGCGGCACGCCCACCCUGUUCGGUGUGGCGUCCGUCAUCAAUCAUGUGUCCGAGAUUUUUGCGUAUUUCUUCAGCUUUCGCUUGAUCACCCAGAUCGGGCACGUCAAGGUGCUCUGCCUGGGCCUAAUUGGCAAUGUGUUGCGUUUUCUCUAUAUCUCCUAUCUGACCAAUCCGUGGAUGGUGUUGCCCUUCGAGCUGAUGCAGGGCAUCACCCAUGCCGCCGUCUGGGCCGCCUCGUGCUCCUACAUUGCACACAAUACGCCCAAGCAUCUGCGCGCCUCGUCCCAGGGCGUGCUCCAGGGCAUCCAUCAUGGCUUGGGUCGCGGCUGCGGCGCCAUCAUUGGCGGCAUGUUUGUCACCUAUUACGGUACUACUGCUACCUUCCGUUGGUAUGGUAUUGCCUGCCUCUUUGUGCUCGGCCUCUUCAUCUUCAUCAACUUCUAUCGCAAGGAGCAGGGCUUCAUAUCGGAUAUACCCGUUACCGAGGAUCCGCAUCAGGUGGCCGAAGAGACUUCCCAUUUGGCGCCACAUGGUGUGCCCAGCAAUCCAAUACCUCGCGCUCUGUCCAAUACGCGUCUGAACGAAAUGAAUCCAAAUGGCGGACCCUAUGGCACCUACCAGACAACUGGCGGCAAUCUGGACAUACCCGGCGCCAAUCCGCACAAUCCGUUUGCACAGUAAAAAAGGCCAGAGUGAAUCUAACUGAACUCCAGACUUCCCACAUAACAAACCAUCCUCGCAUACCAUAAAAAGAACCAUCACAAAUACAUGCUCACAUAGUCAUGGACACAACAGCACAGAUUGAACAAUAUAUAUAUAUAUAUAUAUAUGAUGUAUAUGUAUAUACAUAUAUAACCGAAAACAUAUCUUGGACAUUGGCCUGCAAUAUAUAAAUUGCUAAAUGCAUUGCUUUAUUAUGGGUUUUGGUGCUUGAAACAUACAUACAUAGCAAACACAAACAAACAUACAUACAUAUAUAUGCCAUAUACAUAUAAACAACUACCAACAAA
Messenger RNA from Drosophila mojavensis, 2974 nucleotides. RefSeq names its product major facilitator superfamily domain-containing protein 6 (gene jef). Gene Ontology annotation, cellular component: membrane. The record is from RefSeq and is a predicted model, not a curated record. The transcript is spliced from 5 exons. NCBI's taxonomy places the organism in Eukaryota, Metazoa, Arthropoda, Insecta, Diptera, Drosophilidae. The coding region runs from base 360 to 2645 and encodes 761 amino acids.